This is a messenger RNA of Penicillium argentinense, 2088 nucleotides long. RefSeq lists its product as uncharacterized. Gene Ontology annotation, biological process: transmembrane transport; monoatomic anion transport; monoatomic ion homeostasis. Lineage: Eukaryota; Fungi; Ascomycota; Eurotiomycetes; Eurotiales; Aspergillaceae. The record is from RefSeq and is a predicted model, not a curated record. Gene Ontology annotation, molecular function: borate efflux transmembrane transporter activity; solute:inorganic anion antiporter activity. The coding region runs from base 1 to 2088 and encodes 695 amino acids. Gene Ontology annotation, cellular component: fungal-type vacuole; plasma membrane. The transcript has 4 exons.
AUGUCUUUGAUAUCGGCCUUUCGCCCACCAUCAACCCGCGUCACUUCAGUCCGUCACAGGUCGCGACCUCGCCGAAGAAGAAAAACAGGUCGAAGCGAGCCUGCAGACUUCGAUUCAGAAGGCCAUCUCAACGAUACAGAUGCACAUUCAAUCAUUACGCCAUCCAAGCACACACCAAAGCCUUUGCGAGUGUUGCGGGGCUCCAUGGCCGCCGGUGGUCCUCUUCGUCCAUUUCGCCUGGUGAAACAGGAUAUUGUCAAUCUACGACGAAGAUGGGUGUCAGACUGGAUCUUGUUCAACCAGUUGAUCUUUGCUAGCGCAGUUUACGUCUUCUUCACCAAUCUUCUUCCCGGUAUCACGUUUGCCAGUGAUCUCUAUGUGUUAACGGGCAAAACCUGGGGCACUAUCGAGGUGGUCUUCAGUACCGGGCUGUGCGGUAUUAUCUUCUCGCUGUUCUCAAUCCAACCCCUCACGAUUCUCGGCGUCACCGGCCCGUUUUCUGUCUUGGCAGAGAAUAUUUACUCACUGUGCGAUGAAGUAUUCCAGAUUCCCUUUCUACCCUUUAUGGCCUGGUCCCUGAUUCACUCUGCUUGGAUGCAUUACCUUUUGGCUAUCAUCAAUGCUCACGACUGGACCAUGCGCUACGUGACUACCUUUGCAACAGAGAUUUUCUCGCUUCUCAACAGUAUCAUCUACUUCCACAAGGCUAUUCAAGAGCUGGAAAGGGCCCACGAGAAUCUCUCUUUUGCGGCAUUCCUCUACGCUGUGAUUGGUGCCGUGGGCACAAUGCUGCUUGCCAUAUUCCUUUCCACGGCCGAGAGCUGGAAACCACUAUUUCAUCGUUACAUCCGCCUCGGACUUACAGAGUACGCAGCCGCAAUUUCUAUCAUCAUAUUCAUCGGCCUUCCUUAUGUUGGUGAGCUGGCCCAGCUGGAUAAAAUGACGCUAGCUGUCAGUUCGUCAUUCCGGCCAACCGCUCCUGACAGAGAGACCUUCUUCGUGGAAUUCUGGAAGCUUCCGGUUGACUGGAUCUUUGCAUCUAUGAUACCUGGACUCAUAAUUACCAUUUUGUUCUUUUUCGACCACGAAGUCAGUUCAAUUAUCUGUACGAUCGAUCGGUACGGGACUUGCAAACCAGGUGGUUUUGCGUGGGACAUCGUUCUGCUGGGAACGACAACAGCUCUAUGUGGCAUUCUGGGGAUUCCACCCGCCAAUGGCCUUCUCCCCCAAGCUCCACUGCAUUCAGAGUCCCUGAUGCAUACCGAGAAGGAAGAAAGAACCAUCAUUGUGGAUGGCGAGGAGAAGAUUGAAACCCGAGAGGUGAAACGAGCUUACGAACAACGUUGGUCUGCUUUUAUACAAUCCGGAGCUAUCCUACUGUUUGUCAGUCCACCUUUCAUGAAAGUACUUGGCUUGACACCGACCAGUGUCCUCGCAGGACUUUUUCUUUUCAUGGGCGAGCAGAGUUUGUCGGUCAACCCUAUAUUGUACCGUACCUUCUACCUCCUUACACCACCGUCCGAGCUUCCACCACUUCCUCAGUCCCUGCACAAAACCUCACAACCGACAUCCACCGCAGAAACAACUCCUACGAGCCCGUCCUACCUACCAAUUCACCUCUACACUAUUCUACAGAUAAUCACUACCGUGAUUAUUUUCAUCGUGACACUCACUCGCAGCGCCCCAGCCUUUCCGGUGUUAAUCAUUGCCCUCGUUCCGUUCCGUCUACUCGUCAUGAAGCGAUGGUGGCCCCGCGAGGCCCUUCGAUUCGUCGAUGCCUGGGCUUGUCGCGAAGGGACACCCGAGGACGACGAGGACGCCCAGGCAAAAGAAGAUGAGCAGGCCGUUGAGGAAAGGUCUAGCGGAGCUCAUUUUACCGGAGGUAUUUUGCGACAGGGGUCUGAUGGAAAUACUCAUGGACUGUCUUCGAUUGCGGAAACCAGCACACAGUGGAACCAAGCCAGAGGCUCGAGGGCUGACCUUGCAGACCAGGAAACUUGGGGUUUGACCGAUGACGAAAUAAAUCAUGAAUGGGUUGAGCUUGGGGAGCGGGUGCGCCCUGACGAAGAGCUGGGAAGGGAUAGGUAA